UUUAAUUUUUUCCGUUUAGCCGUUUGGCGUGUAGGUUUUAAUUUCCAAAACUACCCUUAGGGUUUUUUUAGCUCACUUUUCUUUAGCAGCAAAAUAGACAGAAGCCUCCGAUUCCGACGAUUUUCUCUGUCAAUAAUUUCAAACAAAAUCUUGUCUCUCUAAAUCCAGUUAUUUUCAAUUUCUUCUAACUCCUUUUAAACCGGCUCAAAAUGACCGGAUCUGGAGCCGGAGAGGGCCCAAGCCUGAUAAAGCAACUAGCGGCUUGCGACAAGUCGACCCGAGACAAAGCCGUACGGUCUCUCCUCGACACUUGGCUUCCUUCUCAGACGGAUGUCUCCGAUGAAGAGAUGAAGAGACUCUGGAAAGGUCUCUUCUACUGCGUUUGGCACGCCGACAAGCUACCGGCUCAGUCGGACCUCAUCGAAAAGCUUUCCUCGGUUCUCCCGAAGCUCGAACAAGGUCUUUCUCUCCAUUAUUUCUCUGUUUUUCUUCUUACGAUGCGUCGAGAGUGGACUGGAAUUGAUAAGCUAAGGUUAGAUAAGUUUUACCUCUUAAUUCGUAGGUUUUUGAAUUGCUUUUUCGUUAUGUUGAAGAGAUGGUCGUGGGAUUUAGAUUUUACGCGUCGUUCGAUUAGGGUUUUAGUUGAUGGAACUUUUUUAGCAGAUGAUAAGUUUCGAGGGAAUGGCGUUAAUUAUCAUAUUGCUUCGGUUUUUCUCGAGGAACUGAGGCCCUUUCUUCCGGUAAAAAGGGAGGUUCUUGAGGUUUUGUUGGAACCAUUUGUUGGAAUUAUGGGGAAAGUGAGUGAUAAGGUUUUGGUUGGAAAGAUUAGAAGCAAUGUGUUCGAUGUGUUUGUUAAAAUGGGAAGGAUCUUGUUGGAACUUAAGAGGUCCGUUAAUGAGGUUGAUGAAGGCGAUGAUUUGGUUGUGAUGGGGACGAUUAGUUUGGUGAUGGGAUUCUCUACAAAGUUUUAUGAAUUGGGUUCUUCAGUGGAUUGCUGUCAGGGUAAUAGAAAGAUUGUGUUAGGAUUACAUGAGGAAUUCUUGAAGUUGGAGAAGGAUUUGAUGUCAUUGGGUAUUGAUAUUUCUAUUCCUGAGGGUAAUGAAGGGGAUGAAGAAGAUGAGGUGCCUGAAUUGAUACCUAUUGCUAGUGAGAUGGAAGUGGAUGGUUCUAAUGGUGCUUCAGAGCCGGUUGAAGUUAAUGCUAAUGUUCCUGCCAAUAAGGUGUCAAAGAAGAGCAAGAAGGCGAAAAAGGCCACUGGGGACAGUGGCAAAAAGACUAAGAAAAGCAAGAAUGCUGAAUGUAGCCCUGCAGAUCAGGAGAAUGAUUUUAUGGUACCUGCAGAAAGUGCCAGUUCUAAUAUUAAGCAGAAUGGUGAUGGGGAUUCGAUAACAUUUACUGAAUCAGUGAUUUCAAACCUUCAGCUCCAGUUUGAGAAGGUUGCCGAAGAAGUGGGCUUGAAUAAUGAUGUUGCAAGUGCCUGUGAUUUGCCUAAAGUUAAUGGUGCUGUCUCCAAGAAGAGAAAGAGAGCAAAGAGUAUGGAUGGCAAAAAAUCUCAGAAUGGGGAGCAAACCACUCAAGAGGAUGGUGAAGGUGGUGGAACUGCAAAAACUUGUGAGAAUAGCACAAAGAGGGUAAGAUUUUCAAUUAAAAACAAUUUGGUUUGGAAGCCCCACAGCCCUUUACCUCCACUAAGCUUGAGAUUACCACCCUCUGUUACUCCUAGAGGAAGUGCACUUAAGAAAGGGAUACCUCCUGGUCCUAUAAGGGAAAUGCCUCCUAUGGCAAAGAAGGUAAAGAAAGCUAAAUCUGUGAAGAAGGCUAGGAGAGUAAGAAAGAGCAUGUAUCCACUAGUCAAUCGCACAAAGAAGUUGAAGUCUAAGUCCUCUUAGCAGAGUCUGCUUUGUGAGUUUGUUCUUUCAUGGAAAAAAGUUUUACAUGCGUAGUCAUUAAAAUUGUUCUAAAUUUGGUAAUUUUUGUCUUUUCUCAGUUUAGACUUUCAAUCACAUAUGCUCUUUGACUUUGUAGACCUUUUGGUCCUUGUAUUCUGAAGUUGAUUGUGAUGACAAGGUAAUUUAUCCCUGAGUGAAAGAUGGACCUUUGAUUGAAUUAUAUUCUUUGCCUUCUGGUGGAUAUAUGAGUUAGCGAUAUUGGAUUGACAUUUUUAUUUCAUUGCUCCUCAAAAGUUUAUAGCAUUUUGCAUUUAUAUUUUUCUUAUUUUUGGGAUAUCAUUUGACUAAUUUUUGUAUUGAGCUAUUUGUUGUGCAUAUGCGUUCUCAUUGAUACGAAUCUGAUUGCAAUUGUUGAGGAUUUAGGAUUUGUUCUUCCUUUGUACCUUUUCUAGAUCUUGUAGUCUUCCAUCUUCCCUUCUGAAUCGUCAUGUUUACACUGUUUUUCAUGUCUUUAGUAUGGUGUCUUUUCACUUCAGCAAUUUUUUGGGUCAUUUUCCCUCUUUCCAUGUGAAUAUCAUCAUCAUUAUCAUCAUCAUGUCUCUCACAAGAGAUUAAAUGUCCUUCAUAAGCCAGGAUCUAAUUGGAAAUGAAAAUUGCCUCUGCUCUUCUGAAGAGUAAUUUUAACUUUUAAGUUGUAAUUAAGUCUGAUUAAAAGUAGUUCUAAUAUGCAUAUACAUAUACAAAUGUGUAACU
This is a messenger RNA of Durio zibethinus, 2642 nucleotides long. RefSeq lists its product as uncharacterized. Lineage: Eukaryota; Viridiplantae; Streptophyta; Magnoliopsida; Malvales; Malvaceae. The record is from RefSeq and is a predicted model, not a curated record. Gene Ontology annotation, biological process: rRNA processing. Gene Ontology annotation, cellular component: nucleus; preribosome, small subunit precursor.